AUGGCUCUGGACAGCAGACGGAAGGAGCUGCUGUUAAAAACGCUGAUGGAGCUGGGGGAGGACGAAUUCGAGUGCUUCAAGUUCUACACGGACCUGCCUAAAAGCGUGCGUGAAAACACCCGCCGUGUGUACAUUGCUGACCAGCUGGUGAUGAAGCACUGCGAGAACACUCUGCAUGAAACCGUCAAGAUUCUGGAGAAGAUUGGGAACAACGAUUUGGCCCAGAACCUGCGCAGCGACAUGCUGAAAAUAGAAGGUGCAGCCUUCUCCCUCCAUGAUGAUAAUGGUCAGAUUGCCAGAUUGAAGGCAGAACUGCAGGGCAACUUACGGAGUUUAUAUAGCUUUGCUUCCGAGGGCAACACAGAGCGCUGGCAGCAGCAGUCUCUGGCGGAUGUCUACACGGAGCUGGACGUCACCUACGGGGCUGACGUCAGCCCCGACAAGCGGCACGAGGUCCUUCAGAUGGAGACAUGCGCCACAGCCAAGGAGUCUAUCCUGCCAUGCGACAUCUUCAAAAGCCCUGACGGGAAGCAGCGACCGAUACGCACGCUGCUCACCGUCGGCUUUGCGGGAAUCGGAAAAACCUUCUUGGUUCAAAAGUUUGUGUCGGACUGGGCCAGCGGGAAUACCAAUCAGGACGUGGACUUUAUCUUUCCCUUCACCUUCCGCGAGAUGAACAUGGACAAAGGGAAAAGAUUUACGCUGGCCGAGUUCAUCCGUCGCUACGUUUGCGGGAGCAGGCAUAUGAGUGAGGAGACGCUGAAGAAUAUAUUUGACGGCCUGCAGACGUCUGGGAAGCGAGAUUACGACAGCAGCGGGAUCAAAGUCUUGUUUGUCCUAGACGGACUGGACGAGUGCAACUUCAAAAUCGACUUGAAGAAUGAGAUGAAAGUAGAUGUGGACGUGAAGGAGGCCUACCCGCUGGAGGUGCUCCUGGCGCAUCUCAUCAAAGGGAACUUGCUUCCCUGUGCCAGGGUAUGGAUCACCACGCGGCCCGCGACUGCCUACGAUAUCCCGUCUGACCUUAUCGACAGCAAAACAGAGGUGAAAGGUUUCAGCGAUUCCCAAAGGCUAGAGUACUUUAGGAAAAGGUUCCCAAAUGAGGAGCGCAUCAUUGAAUACAUCCGAAAAUCUCGUACCAUCUUCAUCAUGUGCCACAUUCCUAUCUUCUGUUGGAUCACUGCCGCAGUUCUUCAGCAUUAUUUGGAGAAUAGGAAGGAGGGAGAGCUUCCCACAACGCUGACCGAUAUGUACUCACAGUUUGUGUUUCACCACCUGGAAAAGUUCAAGGAGAGACAGCCAACGAAGUACAUCCGUUAUGUGAAAGCGCUAGCAAAACUGGCCUUUCACCACACCAUGAAUAAGCAGCAGAUCUUCUACGAGAAGGACCUGGUGAACAGCGACCUUGAUUACAGCCAAGCCUCUAAACACUGCGGUUUGUUCACCGAGGUGUUUAAGGAGGUCCAUCCGCUCAGAAGACACCAACAGGACAAGAUGUUUCAGUUCAUCCAUCUGACCAUCCAGGAGUAUUUGGCCGCACUGUACGUGAUGAUGAGCUUCUUCAAAUACAACGAGAAUGUACUGGAUGAUUCAGGAGGGUUACUGAAAAAAAUGUUGAAGCGUUUUAGGCAGACGACAAUCACUGAGGUUCACCAUUCGGCUCUGAAGAAAGCCUCAGAGAGUGAAGGAAACCUGGACCUGUUCCUCCGCUUCCUCUUUGGCCUUUCCUUGCCGUGCAACCAGGAACGAGCAAGAGAACUGCUGGAGGCUCCUCAGGACUUCGGGCAAAGCAAGUCAAAGACAGUCGAGUUGAUUCAGGAGAGGAUAAAACAGAACCCUCCAGAGAAGAACAUCAACUUGUUCUACUGCUUAACUGAGCUGAAGGACAACUCCUGGUUGAUGCAGAUCCGACAGGAAAUGAAUCCAAAACGUCCGGCCUGGCAGCAAAUGUCAAAUGACAUGUGGUCAGCCCUGGCCUUCUUCUUAUUGACCGACGAUGAAGCCAUUGAAGACUUUGAUCUUCAGGAAUACUACCCAAUGCCGUUGGGGCUUGAGAAGUUGUUGGUGGUGGUCAAGGCUUCUCAAAAAUCAAAGCUAAACAAUUGUAACCUGGACAAACGCAGUUGCCACCUACUGGCCUCCGUUCUCAGCUCUCCAUCCAACCUGAGGCAUUUAGACGUGAACGACAACAACCUUUUGGACAUGGGGGUCGAGAUCCUCUCGAAAGGACUGGCUAGCCAAAACUGCGUCUUAAAAGUCCUCAAGCUGGAACGCUGUGGGAUAACGAAGCAAGGAUGCUUGUCAUUGGCCGAGGCUCUAAAGUUAAAACCCUCCAGUCUUCGAGAGCUGCACCUGAGCUGCAAUGAUCUGUCAGACCUGGGGGUUGAACAUCUCUCGAAAGGACUGGCCAGCCCACACUGCAACUUAAAAGUCCUUGGGCUGAGGAACUGCAAGAUCACUGAGCGAGGAUGCAUUUCAUUGGCCGAGGCAAUCAAAUUAAACCCCACUCUUCUUCAAGAGCUACAUCUGAGCUGGAACAAUCUGUUAGAUGUGGGGGUUGAAAUCCUCUCGAAAGGACUGGCAAGCCCAUGCUGCAUCUUACAAAUCCUCGAGCUGAGGAACUGCAAGAUCACAGAGCGAGGAUGCAUUUCAUUGGCCAAAGCUCUCAAGUUAAACCCCUCCCAUCUUCAAAAGCUGCACCUGAGCGACAACAACCUGUCGGAUGAGGGGGUCAUGAUCCUGUCAGAAGGAUUGGCUAGCUCACAUUGCAAAUUAAAAUACCUUUGGCUGUCAUAUUGCCGCAUCACAAAGAAAGGCUGCAUUUCAUUGGCUGAGGUGCUCAAGUUAAACCCCUCUCAUCUUCAAGAGCUGGACCUGAGCUACAACGAUCUGUUGGACGAGGGGUUCGAGAUCUUUUGUAAAGGAUUGGCCAACCCACACUGCAUUUUAAAAGUCCUCAGGCUGUCAUGUUGCUCUAUCACUGAAAAAGGAUGCAUUUCGUUGGCUGAGGUUCUCAAGAUAAAUCCCUCCCAUCUUCGAAAGCUGGACCUGAGCGCCAACAAUCUAUCGGACAAGGGGGUUGAGAUCCUCUUAAAUGGACUGGCCAGUCCACACUGCACCUUAAAAGUCCUUAGGCUUGAAAACUGCAGGAUCACUCAGGAAGGCUGCAUUUCAUUGGCCGAGGUGCUCAAGUCAGAGCCCUCCCAUCUUCAAGAGCUGAACCUGGUGGGCAAUCAAGUGGGAGAAGCAAAGAGGGUCUUAUUGGACGUCCAAGAGGACCCCAACUGCAACCUGAAGAUUGUCAGAAGGAUUUUGUUAGGUCAAGGUACUGUCCGACGACUGCAAGACGGUGUCGGCGCUACGGGCAAAGCGGCCUCACUCACCGAAUUCGAGGCGGUUUGCCCACCGGCGUCCCGUUCUUUUCAGCAACUCUACUGGGAGGUGGACUUAAACGGGAAGAGUUUAGGACGGCUUACUGAAAAGAUAAAGUUGCCCGCGCUUCACGGUAGCAGUGACCAUGGCACGAGGCAGACAUGUAGUUACUUGCACGCAAGUAAGUGUUCUCUUAAACUGAAAGGAAAGGCACUAGUUCCAAAGUUUGUCCAAAGGUUGCUCCUUGGUUCAGUCGUGUUUGGUUACGAUCAUGCUGGAAAUGACAACAAUUCCACCGCACUCAUGCCCCGCAGGCCCGCUAGUGUGACAAGCCUCUCACAAGCACUGGAAAAGACCGGGCGGCCACUAUUAUCGGACGCCUCUCCCAGGCAUCUACAAGGAAGGAUGGCUCUGGACAGCAAGCGGAGGGAACUGCUGUGGAAUACGCUGAGGAAUCUGGGGAAGAACGACUUUGAGUCCUUCAGGUUCCACACAGACCUGCCUGAAAGCAUACGUGAAAACACCAGCCGGGAGUACAUUGCUGAUGAGCUGGUGAAGAAGCACGGUGAGAACACUCUGGAGGAGACCAUCAAGAUUCUGAAGACCAUCGGCAACAACAAUGUGGCUGAGCUGCUGCGCACUAACAUGUUGAAACUACAAGGUCCAGUCUUCUCCGACCAUGAUGACGAUCAGAUUGGCAGAUUGAAGGGACACCUGCAGGACAACCUAAAGAGAUUAUACAGCUUUGCUCCCGAGUGCAACACUGAGCGCUGGGAGCAGCAGCCUCUGGCGGACGUCUACACCGAUCUGGACGUCACCUACGGGGGUGACGUCAGCCCCGACGAGCGGCACGAGGUCCUUCAAAUGGAGACGCGGGCCGCGGCGGCCAAGGAUUCGAUAUUGCCGUGCGACAUCUUCAAAAGCCGAGACGGGAAGUCGCGCCCGAUACGCACACUGCUCACUGUCGGCUUCGCGGGAAUCGGGAAAACCUUCCUGGUGCAAAAGUUUGUGUUGGACUGGGCCAGUGGAAAUACCAACCUGGACGUGGACUUCAUAUUUCCCUUCACCUUCCGCGAGUUGAACAUGGACAAAGAGGAAAGCUUUAAUUUGGCCGAGCUUAUCCGACGCUACGUCUACGAGAGUAGGGACAUGAGCGAGGACACGCUGAACAAUAUAUUUGCCAGCCUGCAGACGUCCGGGAAGCGGGACUAUGAAAGCAGCAACAUCAAGAUCUUGUUUGUCCUAGACGGACUGGACGAGUGCAAUUUCAAAAUGAACUUGAAGAACAAGGCGAAAGUGGACCUCGACGUGACGAAGGCCUACCCACUGCCGGUGCUGCUGGCCUACCUCAUCAAGAAAAACCUUCUCCCCUGCGCACGGCUUUGGAUCACCACGCGGCCUGCGGCAGCACGCGAUAUCCCCUCCAACUUCAUUGACAGCAAAACAGAGGUGAGAGGAUUUAGCGAUUCCCAGAGGCUGGAGUACUUCAGGAAAAGGUUCCCAAGUGAGGAGCGCAUCACAAAGCACAUCCAGAAAUCCCGCACCAUCUUCAUCAUGUGCCACAUGCCCAUCUUCUGUUGGCUCACCGCCACAGUUCUUCAGGAUCAUUUGAAAAAAGGGAAGGAGGGAGAGCUUCCCGCAACGCUUACCAACAUGUACUCAGCGUUUGUGGCUCAGCACCUGGAAAAUUCCAAGGAGAGACAGACAACAGAGCACAUCGGUUACAUGAAAGCGCUAGCAAAGCUGGCAUUUCAUCACACCAUGAACAACUGUCAGAUAUUCUACGAGAAGGACAUGGUGGACAGUAGCUUUGAUUACAGCCAAGCCGCAAAACACUGUGGUUUAUUCACAGAGGUGUUUAAGGAGGUCCAUCCGCUGAAAAGUAACAAACAGAAGAUGUUUCAAUUCAUUCAUCUGACCAUCCAGGAGUAUCUGGCCGCAGUGUACGUGAUGAUGAGCCUGUUCCACGACAACAAGAAUGUACUGGCUGGUUCAAAAUGGUCACUGAAAGGUUUUUCAAUGCCUUCUAAGCAGAGGAUGAUCAUUCAGGUCCACAAGUCAGCUCUCCAGAAAGCUUCUGAGAGUGAAGGAAACCUGGACCUUUUCCUGCGCUUCCUCCUUGGCCUUUCUCUUCAGUGCAACCAGGAACUAGUGGGAGAACUCCUGACGGCUCCUCAGGACUGCGGGGAAAGCAAGUCAAAGACAGUCAAGUUGAUCAAGAAAAGGAUCAAACAAAACACCCCAGAGAAGAACAUCAACUUGUUCUACUGCCUAAACGAGCUGAAGGACGAUUCUUUACUGGAGCAAAUCCAGCAGGAAUUAGUUUCAAAAAAGCUGUCGUGGCAAAAGAUGCCAAAUGACAUGUGGUCAGCCCUGGCCUUCUUCUUACUGACUUCCGAUGAAGCCAUGAAUUGCUUUGAAAUGCACAAAUACUCCACAUCGCCGUUGGGCCUCAAGAAGCUGCUGUCGGUGGUCAAGGCAUCACAAAAAUCAGUGCUAAAUAGCUGUGGACUGGACAAACACAGCUGUCGCUUGCUGGCUUCCGUUCUCAGUUCCCCAUCCAACCUGAGUUAUCUGGACCUGGGUAAGAACAAUCUGAGGGACGAGGGGGUUGAGAUCCUCUCGAAAGGACUUGCAAGCCCACACUGCAUCUUAAAAGUCCUCAGCCUCUCAAAUUGCGGGAUGACCACGCAAGGAUGCUUUCCAUUGGCUGAGGCUCUCGAGUUAAACCACUCCAAUCUUCAAGAGCUGGACCUGAGCUACAACGAUCUGUCAGACGAGGGGAUGGAUAUCCUCUUCGUAGGACUGGUCAGCCAACACUGCAUCUUAGAAUCGCUCAAGCUGCUCGUGUGCAACAUCACGGAGGGUGGAUGCAUUUCAUUGGCCAAGGCUCUCAAGUUAAACCACUCCCAUCUUCAAGAGCUUGACCUGAGCUCCAACAGUCUGUCAGAUAAGGGGGUUGCGAUCCUCUCGAAAGGACUGGCCAGCCCACACUGCAUCUUAAAAAUCCUCAGGCUGUUCGCGUGCAACAUCACGAAGCAAGGAUGCAUUUCAUUGGUUGAUGCUCUCAAGUUAAACCCCUCCCAUCUUCAGCAGCUGGAACUGAGCCGGAACAACCUGUUAGACGAUGGGGUCAAGAUCCUCUUGGAAGGAUUGGCCAGCGCACACUGCAUCUUACAAGUCCUCAAGCUGGAACGCUGCGGAAUAACAGAGCAAGGAUGCGUGUCAUUGGCUGAAGCUCUCGAGUUAAACCACUCCCAUCUUCAGCAGCUGGACCUGAGCCAGAACAAAUUUUCAGAUGAGGGGGUUGAGAGCCUCUCGGACGGUCUGGCCAGCCCACACUGCAUCUUAAAAGUCCUCAGGCUGUCAUGCUGUGGGAUAACAAAGAAAGGAUGUUUAUCAUUGGCUGAUGCUCUCGAGUUAAACCCCUCCCAUCUUCAGCAGCUGGACCUGUCUCAGAACGAAUUGUCAGAUGAGGGGGUCAAGAUCCUAUCGAAAGGACUGGCCAGCCCACACUCCAUCUUAAAAGUCCUCAGGCUGGAAAAUUGCUUGAUCACCAAGAUAGGAUGCUUUUCAGUGGCCAAGUUAAACCCUCAACGGCUUGACCUGAGCUGGAACAACCUGUUAGACGAUGGGGUCAAGAUCCUCUUGGAAGGACUGGCCAGCCCACGUUGCAACUUACAAGUCCUCGAGCUGCGGAACUGCAAGAUCACAAAGCAAGGAUGCAUUUCAUUGGCUAAGGUGCUCAAGUUAAAUUCUUUUCAUCUUCAAGAGCUGAAGCUAGGGGGCAAUCAAAUUGGUCAAGAAGGAGAGAGGGUCUUAUUGGACCUCCAAAAGGAUACCAGCUUCUGCCUGAAGUCCGUCAGCUUUGAAUGGUAAAGUUACAAACAACGCUGGUUCCCUGGCUCAAGAUGAUUAAAAGACAGUCCAAAAGGAUUGGCCAUUGAGCACUGUUAAGAGCAGCCGAUGAGCCUUCUGUGGUGUUUGAAAACCCAAGAAUAGGUGAUGCUUAAAAAAGGGUGUCAUAC
Molecule: messenger RNA, 7400 nt
Organism: Corythoichthys intestinalis (scribbled pipefish)
Lineage: Eukaryota; Metazoa; Chordata; Actinopteri; Syngnathiformes; Syngnathidae
Exons: 25
Coding region: 1-7251 (2416 amino acids)
Biological process (GO): intracellular signal transduction
Molecular function (GO): protein binding
Source: RefSeq, a predicted model, not a curated record